AUGGCCGAGACACAUUCUACCCCGCGAAGCGCAGUCCUCCACCGUAACACCCGCUUUGUCCCCAAGAAAGCGGUCGGUGGUAAAGGAAGCUAUAUCUUCCUCGAAGAUGGCACCAUGUUUCUUGACUCAACCGGUGGUGCGGCAGUAUCCUGUCUAGGUCACGGCCAUGAGCAAGUCAAUCAGGCUGUGAUCAACCAGAUCAAUCAGUUGUCAUACUGCCACUCAGCAUUCUUCAGCACUGAGGUGACAGAAGAACUAGCGCAAUUUCUCACUGAUUCGACGGGAGGGAAGUUGUCCAAACUAUACAUUGUUAGCUCGGGUUCAGAGGCAGUAGAAGCAGCACUGAAGCUCGCACGCCAGUAUUAUCUUGAGCUUCCGACACCGCAACCUCAACGCACCAGAUUUAUCGCCCGAUCGCCAUCAUAUCACGGGAUUACUCUGGGUGCUUUAGCUGCAGGAGGUCAUGUCAUCCGUCGUCAGCCAUUUGAGCCAUUGCUUUCCCAGAACACGUCGCACGUGUCACCUUGCUAUGCAUACCGGGGCAAGAAAGAUGGCGAAUCCGACGCAGAGUAUGUUGCUCGACUUGCAGCAGAGUUGGAAGCUGAAUUCCAGCGCGUGGGAUCGGAGAAUGUCUGCGCGUUCAUUGCUGAACCUAUUGUUGGGGCGGCUAUGGGCGCCGUCCCCGCAGUACCGGGCUACUUCCCAGCUAUGAAGGCCGUGUGCGAGAAACACGGCGCGCUGUUCAUCCUCGACGAAGUGAUGUGCGGCAUGGGUCGCUGCGGGGCCCUACACGCAUGGGAACAGGAAGACGUUGUUCCAGAUCUACAGACCAUCGGAAAGGCACUGGGAGGCGGGUAUGCUCCUGUCUCUGGGGUAUUGAUUGGCGAGAACAUUGUGCAAGCCCUGGACAAGGGAACGGGCGUUUUCCGACACGGCCAUACCUAUCAGGGUCAUCCUGUUUCCUGUGCGGCUGCAUUGGCGGUGCAGAAGGUCAUCGAGGAGCAGAAUCUUCUCGAGAAUGUACGCAAUAUGGGGGCGUAUCUUGAGGGCCGGCUGAGGAGUCGAUUGGAGGCUCAUCCAAAUGUGGGAGAUAUUAGAGGGAAGGGUUUGUUCUGGGGGAUUGAAUUUGUCAAGGAUAAAGCCACCAAGGAGCCUUUCUCUCCCCUGGUGAAUGUCGCGUUCCAGAUACAAGAGACAGGUCUGGACCCAAUGUAUGGGAUCUCGCUUUAUGCUGCGUCGGGCACGGUGGAGGGAACGCAGGGAGAUCAUGUUAUUCUUGCUCCUCCUUAUAACGUGACAAAGGAAGAGAUUGAUAUCAUUGUGCAAAUAUCUGGUAAGGUUAUUGAGCGUGUUUUUGCUAACAUCACGACUGCUAGGUGA
Messenger RNA from Aspergillus tanneri, 1380 nucleotides. Its product is annotated as aminotransferase, class III. The transcript is spliced from 5 exons. The record is from RefSeq and is a predicted model, not a curated record. Lineage: Eukaryota; Fungi; Ascomycota; Eurotiomycetes; Eurotiales; Aspergillaceae. Gene Ontology annotation, cellular component: cytosol. Bases 1 to 1380 code for a protein of 459 amino acids. Gene Ontology annotation, molecular function: transaminase activity; pyridoxal phosphate binding.